AUGCCACAAGGUUCUGAGGUCGAUAGAGUAUCAACGCCAGAGGCAGGACACGAUUUACAGUCAUCUGCAUCGAAUUCAUCCCUUUUCGCCCGUAGGAAAUUGGGUAAAGGGUUCUAUAAGCUGUUUGGUAAUUCUAGCAGAGGUGCCGAUGACUCUAGUAUAUCACCUCAUAGGUCUGGUUCACCAGCUUCACCUUCGAGCAAUCCGGCAACUCCCAGGAGUCCACUAGCAAAUUCGAGCAGCGGUUAUUUUGCACCUACACCACGGAAAACUACGAGUCUUUCUUCUACAACUCGUGGCGGUGGUUGUAGUAGUACUGAAAAUAAUGAAAAUAGUACUCCUAGAAGCAGUUCUCCACCAGUACAAGUGAGAAAUGAUGGUACUAUAGCUACUACAUCGAAUCCAUUUAGUCGUCAUUUACACAAUCCUCGAAAUUACACCGAUCAGCUCUCCCCUUCGUCAGACGAAUUUUCUCACAUGCAUCCAGUGGAGAUUUUACAGAAGCAGAUCGAGGAUCACCAAGAACUUAGCCGAAGCAGAAAUAAUAGUUCGACUAGCAUUGACAGGUUGGCUACAGCAAAAAGUUCAAAUUCUACUCAUGAUUUACAUCCGAAGAAGUCUUUAAAAUUAAAGAGAUUUUUCAAGAAGAUUCAAGGUGAACCAGCUCAUCGAAAACCACUUCAAGUUACUCAGCAACAACAACAGCAGCAGGCUGUUGCUAGGGAAAUCCACGGGAUUUACGUUAGGACAGAUCAAAGUGAUUCUCGUAAUAAAGCUAUAUUCCAGACAGAAAAUGCGCAUGAACUUAUUGAUAAAUACGGUAUGCCUGGCAAACAAUUAGGUGAAGGUGCGUCAGGUUCAGUUUCAGUAGUGGAAAGGACAGAUGGUAAAAAAUUUGCUGUUAAAAUGUUUAGAGUACGUGAAAGUGCAUCUCAGCAUUCACAGGCAUCAUACUCUAAAAAGGUUACCGCUGAAUUUUGUGUCGGAUCUACUUUACAUCAACAGAAUAUCAUUGAAACUUUAGAUAUGUUGCAAGAGGGGAAAACCUUCCUUGUGGUAAUGGAAUUUGCGCCAUUCGAUUUCUUCACUUUGGUUAUGAGCGAUUUAAUGAGUCGACAUGAAGUAGAAUGUUAUUUCAGACAAAUCUGUAAUGGUGUGGCCUAUUUACAUACAAUGGGGUUGGCACAUCGCGAUUUGAAAUUGGAUAACUGUGUGGUGAAUGAUAAAGGUAUUUUGAAAUUAAUCGAUUUCGGUAGUGCGGUUGUGUUUAAAUAUCCAUUCGAACAUGAUGUAGUACCCGCUCGUGGGAUCGUGGGUUCAGAUCCAUACUUAGCACCUGAAUUACUGCAAGAAUCUACUUAUGAUCCAAGACCUGCAGAUAUAUGGUCCAUCGCAAUCAUGUAUUACUGCAUGGUUUUAAGAAGAUUCCCCUGGAAGGCUCCCCGUCAAAAUUACAAUUCGUUUAAGAUGUUCUGUGAGCAACCUGAACAUGAAAAGGAUCCAGCAAGGGGUCCAUAUAAAAUAUUAAAACUUCUACCACAUGCAUCUCGUAAUUUAAUUGGUUCAAUGUUAGUAUUGGAUCCGAAGAAACGUAUUCUCAUGGAUGCCGUGUUGCAGGACAAGUGGCUACAAGAUAUCGAAGUAUGUGAAGUAGAUCCUCGUGGUACUUUAAUUAAAUCACCAGAAACUCAUGAACAUCAUUUGAUCACGGAAGAUGAAUUGAAUGAUCUCAACAAAAUAAGGGAAAUGAAAGCUAGGGCUAAGAAAGAGGAGCAAGUGCGUCAAGGAGGUGGGGAGGUACAUCAUCACCACCACCACCAUCAUCACCACCAUCAUCAAGAUCAAGACAAGAAAGGACAUGAUAAUCACCAUCAUCACCAUCACCAUGAAAAUGCUGAAGAUCGUACAUUGGGUAAUUCCCAACCAAAGGACGACCUUACCACUCAAGAGCAACCCGAAAACCGUGCUGAACAGGGGACAAAGAAGGUAUUAGAUGAAAAGCAGCCAGAGCUUACAGCGGGCCCGGGACAAGUGCCGCAGGUCGUCAAGACGUCAGCAGGGACUGUCGAAUAA
Zygosaccharomyces rouxii is the source of this 2073-nucleotide messenger RNA. It is a transcript of the gene RTK1, whose product is annotated as putative serine/threonine protein kinase RTK1. The coding region runs from base 1 to 2073 and encodes 690 amino acids. Gene Ontology annotation, molecular function: protein serine/threonine kinase activity; ATP binding. The transcript has a single exon. NCBI's taxonomy places the organism in Eukaryota, Fungi, Ascomycota, Saccharomycetes, Saccharomycetales, Saccharomycetaceae. The record is from RefSeq and is a predicted model, not a curated record. Gene Ontology annotation, biological process: protein phosphorylation; intracellular signal transduction.